Fusarium odoratissimum NRRL 54006 is the source of this 5435-nucleotide messenger RNA. RefSeq lists its product as uncharacterized. Gene Ontology annotation, molecular function: catalytic activity. Lineage: Eukaryota; Fungi; Ascomycota; Sordariomycetes; Hypocreales; Nectriaceae. The coding region runs from base 365 to 5341 and encodes 1658 amino acids. The transcript is spliced from 7 exons. The record is from RefSeq and is a predicted model, not a curated record.
CAACCGCUGGACAUUCUCGUCGGGAAGGUAGAGCAGCCUCAUCCUGGGCCUGGGGCACUUACACGGCACCUUGGAGUCUAGAGCUCUUCCCCCCAUUGCUCAUUGUGUAACAUAUCCAUGUUAGGAGAGCUCCCUAUAACGUCAUCCAACAGCUCUCGCCACACCAUCCCCGCGCUUAGAUCUUCAUCAUGACGUGUGGCUGUUGCAGCUUUCUCGUCCGAUAGCAAGGUGCGGCGCAGUAUCAUGGCUAGAAAAUUAGGCUCACACUGACGUUGUGACUUUGAAUUGACGUGAUCGAAAUCGAGAAUGGCCUGGCAGUAAAACUUGUUUUGUAUAAGCCGUGUGUCGGUAUAAGUAGUUGAAGAUGUGGUGGUGGUUGCGGUUUCGACAAAAGUAUCAAUUCAUUCCAUUCUUGGCCAACUUGCGAAGCGAUACCCAAAACAACAAUCCCAAUAACAAUAACAAUUCCCAACUAACACAACGAUACCCCAUUAAUCCUCUCUUAUCUGAAAGAUACCCUUUUCUCGACCUUGAAGGAGUUGAACCAGUCCAAAACCACCACAUCAUGGCAGACCUCUCCUCCCAGGUUCAAGACACAACAAAAGAUACUGCCUCUUCCAAAGAGCAGGAAUCCCCUGUCAAUCUUGAGUCAGUCCCCAGGAGCGGAGCUGGCGUCGUGAAUGAUGCCGGAGAAGUCCUAGAUGAAACCGGCAAGACCGUUGGCAAGAUUGCCGACAUCGAUAACCUUCAGAACCUCGUUGGUAACACCGUCAACCAAGCCGGUGAAGUUGUCAGCUCUUCAGGCGAUGUUCUUGGCAAGACCCUGCCCAUAGGACAAGGCAAGCCUGAAGAGGAAGAGGACUCCCACGACGAGGAGAAGAGCGAAUACACAACCCAGCCCAAAGAAAAGAAGUCUGGUGGUCUGGGAAGCGCCAUCGGUAGCGUUACCGGCGCCGUUGGAAAGGCUGUUGGAGGAGCCACAGGAGCUGUUGGCGACACAGCGAAGGGUGCCACAGAUACCGUUGGCGACACAGCAAAGGGAGCUACGGAUACCGUUGGCGAUACAGCGAAGGGUGCUACAGAUACCGUUGGCGACACCGCAGAGGGCGCCACAGACACCGUUGGAGGUGCGACUGAGGGCAUUGCCAACAAGUCAGAAGCCACCUCCCAAGGUACCGACACCAAGACACCGGCCGAGACACCCGGAGCCCCAGAGGUCAAGGACGAGACACCCGAUGUCAAGUCUGAGGGCCAAGACCAGAAGGACAUCAGCCUCGAGGACCGCGACGCUCCUGACGCUGGAGACAAGCUGAAGGAGAUCCCCCCAGAGUCCGAGGAGGCUAAGGAGGCAACCGGCAAGGCAGAGGAUACUGCUGAGGGUGUUCCUGAACAGGCCAAGGAUAUCCCUGAGGAGGCCAAGGAGGAUGUUGCCUCCAAGGUCGACGAGCAGGAUGUUCCCAAGCCUGAGGAGGUCGAGGAGAAGCUUCAGGAGAAGACUGAGGGUGCCCAAGACGAGGUUCCCAAGUCUGAAGUUCCCGACAAGUCUGAGGCUGCCGACGAGAUCCCCAGCGGCGAGGCCCCUGGUGAUGACGGUGACAAGUCCAAGGCUGGUGAUGACCUGAAGUCUGUGGCUCCUGGUGAAGAAGCUGCUGGUGUCAUCGAUGAGGUCCAGGACAAGGCCGCCGAAGGCGAGGAAGCCGCUAAGGAUCUCCCUGAGGAGGCCCAGAGCAAGGCUGCCGAGGGUGAAGAGACUGCUGAAGGCAAGGUUGCCGAAGGCGAAGAGGCUGCUGAAGGAAAGCUUGCUGAAGGUGAAGAGGCCGCCGAAGGCAAGGUUGCCGAGGGCGAGGAAGUUACUGGCGAUGCCACUGAGGAGGCCAAGGACAAGGCCGCCGAGGGUGAAGAGGCCGUUGAAGAGAAGGCUGCUGAGGGCGAGGAGGCUGCCAAGGAGCUCGACUUCUCCAUCCUCAAGGGCACCACCGUCGACAAGGAGGGCAAUCUCGUCAACGAGAAGGGCGACAAGCUCGGCAAGGUUGUCGAGGGAGAGCUCAAGCAACUCAUCGGCCUCAGCAGUGACGACCAAGGUGUCAUCUGGGACAAGACCGGCAAGCAGCUUGGCAAGGCUGAGCCCAUCCCCGAGUGGGACCGCGAGCAGCUUGACUUCUCCAUCCUCAAGGGUACCACCGUCGACAAGGAGGGUAACCUCGUCAACGACAAGGGCCACCUCAUCGGCAAGGUCACUGAAGGCGAGAUCAAGCAACUCAUUGGCCUCACUGCUGAUGAGCAGGGUACUAUUUGGGACAGGACUGGCAAGAAGGUCGGAAAGGCCGAGCCUCUUCCUGAGUGGGAGCGUGGUGAGCAGAAGGAUUACAGCAUCCUAAAGGGCACCACUGUUGACAAGAACGGAAACCUCGUCAACGAGAAGGGUCACCUCUUCGGUAAGGUCGUUGAGGGCGAGAUCAAGCAACUCAUCGGCUUGGCUUCUGACGACCAGGGUACCAUCUGGGACAAGACCGGUAAGGCCGUUGGUAAGGCUGAGCCUCUUCCCGAAUGGGAGCGUGGUGAGCAGAAGGACUUCUCCAUCCUCAAGGGCGCUGUUGUCGACAAGGAGGGUGGUCUCACCAACGACAAGGGAGACACCAUCGGCAAGGUCACUGAGGGUGAGAUCCGACAGCUCGUUGGCCUCAAGGCUGAUGAGAAUGGCAAGAUCUGGAGAGACGGCAAGGUCGUCGGCCAGGCUGAGCCCCUCGCUGAGUGGGACCGCGUCCAGAAGAAGGAUCGCUCCAUCCUCAAGGGCUCCAAGGUUAACAAGGUCGGCAAGCUCGUCGAUGCCAACGGUACUGUCGUCGGCAAGGUUGUUGAGGGUGAACUGAAGGAGCUUGUUGGCAAGCGCGCCGACGAGAAUGGUGACAUCUGGAACGACUCUGGCGAGGUUAUUGGCAAGGCCGAGCCCGUCUCUGUCUCUGAGCGUGAGGACAAGUCAUUCGCUCCCUUCGAGCACUUCCCCGGCGCCACCGUCGAGUCUGAUGGUCGUGUCAUGUACCAGGGCGAGCAGGUUGGUGAGGUCAUCGAGGGUGACCCCAAGCAGCUCAAGGGCAGCGAGGUCGAUGAGGAUGGUGACAUUCUCGACCGCCGUGGCAACACUGUCGGUAAGGCCAAGCGCUGGGAGGCUCCUGAGGUUGAGGAGGAGAAGCCCGUCGACAAAUCUGCUCUUGCUGGCAAGCGCGUCAACAAGGCCGGUAACCUCGUCAGCGAGUCUGGCGAGAUCUACGGCCGUGUCAUUGAGGGUGAUGUCCAGAAGCUUGUCGGACGCAUGUCUGACAAGGAUGGAAACAUCCGAAGUGAGUCUGGCGACAUCAUUGGCAAGGCCGAGCUCGUCUCUGAGGGCGAGCGCGGUGGUAAGAAGGAGGGCCCCUUCGCCCAGCUCAAGAACUGCACCGUCGGCAAGGACGGUAAGGUCGUCAACGGAGCUGGUGAGGUUGUUGGCCGACUUGUCAUUGGUGACGCUAAGGCUCUUGCUGGACGCGCUGUUGAUGAUGACGGUGAGAUCACCGACUCCAACGGUAAUGUCAUUGGCAAGGCUGAGCGCUGGGAGGAGCCUGAGAAGGAGCAGAAGCACAACCCUCUGGCUGGCCGAAAGGUGAACCGCGAGGGUAACGUCGUUGACGCUGAUGGCAACAUCAUCGGCAAGCUUACCAGCGGUGAGCUUCUCGACUGCGCUGGCAAGGAGAUCGACGAGGACGGCGAUGUCUUCAACCAGAAGGGAUCCGUCAUCGGUCACGUCUCUCUUCUCGAGGACAUCCCCAAGGAGGAGGAGCCCGAGCCCGAGGGUGAGACUGAGGAGGAGAGACUCAAGCGCGAGCAGGCUGAGGCCGAUGAGGCCAAGAAGACCGAGGAGGCUGAGAAGAACAAGAAGCUCGCUCAACAACUGGCUUACCAGAUUGAGCAAACCCUUGAGAGGCUCCGACCCAUCUGCAAGUCCAUCAACGACAAGAUCAGCGCUGCUGAGGCUCAGAAGCCUGAGGAUCGUGAUGAGGAGGAACUUGUCCGACAGGUCAAGCCUCUCAUCGAGGAUGGUGGUAAGAUCCUGACUGAGACCAACGGCAUCAUCCGUGGUCUUGACCCCGAUGGCCGUAUCGCUCGCAACGCUAAGCAGAAGGUUGCUGGUGGUGAGGCCACUCCCGAGGAGGCUCACCUUGCCAACUUGCUCAAGGAGCUCUCUACUGAGAUCCAAACCACCAUUGAGGAGGGCAAGCGCAAGCUUGAAGGUAUGCCUCACGCCAAGAAGGAGAUCAACCCUCUCUGGGGUCUCCUUGCCGAGCCUCUCUUCCAGAUUGUCGCUGCUGUUGGUCUAUUGCUCAGCGGUGUGCUUGGCCUUGUUGGCAAGCUUCUCGGUCCCAUCCUGGGUCCUCUGCUUAACGGUCUUGGUCUUGGUGGUCUGCUCGAUGGUCUUCUCGGAGGUCUUGGCCUCAAGAAGAUCCUCGGCAGCCUUGGUCUUGGUGACGUCGUCGGCACAGUCACCGCUCUCUCAACCAUCAACAAUCACCAUGCCCAGCUUGCUUCUGGCGUGGCCUUCCUGAACGAUGCAACGAUGCGUCUCUUCCUCAUACGCCAUGGAGAGACAGUCGACAACGUCGCAAACCUCUAUGCCGGGUCUCGCGACUCAGCCUUGACUGCCCACGGCGUCAUGCAAGCUCAACGGCUAGCAUCUCACCUCUCUGAGCACGUCGCCAUUGAUCGCAUCUUCUCGUCGAACCUCAGCCGCGCGGUGCAUACCGCCCAGGCUAUCCUCGAUGCGCAGAAACGCGCGAAGGACCUGAAAUUGAUUCAGGCGCCAGAGCUGAGGGAGAAGGACUUUGGGACGGGUGAGGGCACCAAGUUUGGGGCUGCGACGAAGCAUGAGGGCUCUGAGACACCGCAGGCGAUGAGGAAGAGGGCUGAUGUUUUCUUGGACGAGCAUUUACCUCGAUUGCACGAAGACUCGACCGUCUGCAUCGUCGCUCACGGUAUCAUUCUCGGUACUUUUUACAAAGCACUCCGCGACAGAGCCUCCUCAUCUGCUGGUCCAGAUGCCGAACUGGAGGGUCAGGCAUCUGCUUUCGUGCGCCCUUCAUGGAGCAACACCGGCUACAUCGAGGCCCUCAUCACGCGUGACUCUUCCGACAAGCAUCUCCAGAUGCGCGUCGUGAAGAUCAACAGCGUCGACCACCUCAAAGGUCUGAGAAAGACCCGGGGCGGAAUUGGCAGUGCCAAGUUCGACGCGAAACAAAAGACGAUGGACUCAUUCUUCAAGCCAACAUCGCGAAAGCGCAAGCUCGAAGAUGAGGACAUCGUAUCUCGCUAAAUGGUCUCAUUAGAACUGCAUCGUAUCAUGAUCGAUGGUCUUCAUAGAAUCAUUACAUAUAAUACAUAAUACACACUAUUCUAAACAUCUGUGC